Molecule: messenger RNA, 348 nt
Organism: Schizophyllum commune H4-8
Lineage: Eukaryota; Fungi; Basidiomycota; Agaricomycetes; Agaricales; Schizophyllaceae
Exons: 2
Coding region: 1-348 (115 amino acids)
Source: RefSeq, a predicted model, not a curated record
AUGUCCGCAGACCAUGCGCACGGCGUGGAGCACAGCGCUCUUCCGCACGACCUCGAGUUGAAGUGGACGCGCGCGACCUCCGAGAACCACACAGAACGACGUGACGGGCCGCCUCAGCUACCCAGCUUGUACAGCUACGAUACCCUCAAAAAGUUGAUCCACAAGCUGGAGAUGCCGAAGGAUGAUUCUGACCAGUCCUAUCGUGACUUCGAAGCGCACAAGCGCACCUCCUUUGUUGGCAAGCGCACAUCCCACGCCACACCGACGAUCUUUUCACCCCCCCUUCCUCAAUCGCGGCUGCGCAACAUCGUUGCUCCUUUCGAAAACCAGGAACAGGAGUCCCUUUGA